Molecule: messenger RNA, 987 nt
Organism: Paraphaeosphaeria sporulosa
Lineage: Eukaryota; Fungi; Ascomycota; Dothideomycetes; Pleosporales; Didymosphaeriaceae
Exons: 2
Coding region: 1-987 (328 amino acids)
Source: RefSeq, a predicted model, not a curated record
AUGCAAUUCAUUAAUACUGGGACACUUCCGGGCAAGGCCAUUGAGCAGCAACUUCUACUCAAUAUCUUUAGAGAUGCCUUCCCAGAGAGAUUGUCAACAGACAUCAAGCCGCUUCUCCAGGAAGUAAAAGGCCAUCUGUACAAUCGUGACUUUGCCACCGCCUUUGGAAAGGAAGAGUAUCUUGAGACGUACGCCCUACGCUGGUCGCCAAGCCGCACGCUAUGCUAUCUGGAAAUUUUACACGACCUAAGAGACGAGUUGAAGCCUUUUGAGAGCGAAUCUGAAGAGACGGAAGAUGCGGAAUGGAAGAUCGUGGGCCUGGGUGGAGGUGCAGGCGCCGAAAUCGUGGCUCUGGGCGGACUAAUGAAGCUCCUCAAAACGACGGAAGAAGAGCACCGCGCAAAGAUGAACAUCGCCGCCAUCGACAUCGCAGACUGGGCCAAUGUCGUAACAAGACUCGGCUCAGGUAUCGUGACCAAGCCGCCACUCUCAAAAUACGCCUCAGCCGCCGCACAAUCAGCAAACAGUGCCCUGACAUCCCUCUCCUCUUUCGCUGUUACCUUCCAUCAGCACGACGUCCUGAAUCUAUCACCAGAUACGCUAGCCAAUAUCGUAGAAAAUGCGCACCUCAUCACCCUCCUCUUCACCCUCAACGAACUCUACACGACCUCCCUCUCCCUCACGCAAAAAUUCCUGCUCAACCUAACAACCGCCCUCGCACCGGGCGCGCACCUCCUUGUCGUCGACAGCCCGGGCAGCUACUCGACGGUGAGCCUCAACGGCGCCGAGAGAAAGUACCCCAUGCAGUGGCUGCUGGACCACACGCUGCUCAACCCCUCCGGCGAUGCCAAAGCGAAUCCCUCGCCGUGCUGGGAGAAGCUGCAGGAGGAAGAGAGCAAGUGGUUUCGGCUUCCCGCGGGGCUGAGGUAUCCAAUCGAGCUGGAGAAUAUGCGGUAUCAACUGCAUCUGUACCGGCGAUGUGGGUGA